GCGUGGCUUAGCAUCAAUGUUUAUGUAGCCCGCUGUCCGCGUCUCACCGCACCAAGGACCUUCGCAAUGUGAUUUGAUUGACCAUUGAUUAGUUUCCGUCCCAUUUCACGCGCGGCCGUCAGCCCGUUAUGCACCAGCCGUCGACAUGGGGGGCCACUAGCAGGUGAAACACGGAGGAGACCGAGCAAAAAGCCGGAAUGGCAGGCGCCUUUGGGUUCAAAGGCUGCCAGAAAAUUCGAGGUCCGCAGAUAAGAAAUCUGCUCGAGGCGAAGGACUUCAUUCUCUUCGACUGCGACGGGGUCAUAUGGCACGGCGAGACGGCGAUAACGGGCGCGGCGAAGGUGGUGAGUUCGCUCAUACGGCACGGCAAAAACGUCGUGUUCGUCACCAACAACUGUACCAGGCCCCGCGAGAAUUACGUGCACAAGUUCUACCGGCUGGGCUUCACCGACGUGAUGCUGGAGCAGAUCUUCAGCUCGUCGUACUGCUCGGCUCUCUACCUGCGGGACGUGGUCAAAAUCCGCGGCCAGGUGUUCGUCAUGGGCUGCGACGGACUGCGCAGGGAGCUGCAGGGGGCGGGCGUCCCCUGCGUGGAGGAGGCGGACGAGCCGGACGCCACCAUCUACGACUGCGCCCUGGCGGAGGACGUCAAGGCGGUGCUGGUGGGACACGAUGACAAACUGACUUUUCUCAAACUGGCCAAAGCCUCGUGCUACCUGCGGGACCCGGACUGUCUGUUCCUGGCCACCGACAACGACCCCUGGCACCCUCUGUCGGGUGGAAGGAUACUGCCAGGUUCUGGGUCCCUCACUGCAGCCCUGGAGGUGUCCUCAGGCCGCAAGGCCACCGUGAUUGGCAAGCCCAGCCGCUUCAUGUUUGAGUGCAUCUCCAGCCAGUUCAGUGGGGUGGAACCCGCCCAGUGCCUGAUGAUCGGGGACCGCCUGGAGACGGACAUGCUGUUCGGCUCCAACUGCGGCUUCGACACCAUGCUCACCCUCACCGGCGUGUCUCAGCUCGAGGAGGCCCAGGAGUACCGGGACAGCGAGCUGGCCGCCAACCACAGCUUGGUGCCAGACUACGUGGUGGACUCCAUCGCCGACUUCCUGCCGGCUUUUGAGGAGCUGGACGACGAACAGAGCAAUUGACGGGAGUCCCUUUCGCCCGCCAUCGAUCGCUUCUCCUGCAUUUCCAAGUGCGAUGUUUAGUUUGGCGUUUGCAAACAAACCACAUACCUAUCCACAAUGAUCAAAACCAAGAAAUGUUCCUCAGCAACAAGGGUGCCGUUUGACACAGGACAGAAUAUUCUCCCCCCCAAAGUAAUCCAAUGCAUACCUCAGUGUUUCUUCUCGUGUUGUGACUUUGCAGUUGCUGUCGGUGUUAAUAUUAAUCUCUGAAUAUACUGCACUUUCCUCUCCAUAGAGUUCACAAAGUUGUGUGUGAUGAUGGGGUUUGAGCAUCCAGAGGUAUUUUUGUAAAGCCAUGAAUUGUUCUAUAACGGCAUUCAUGCGUUUAAAUUAUUAUUUAUUCAUUUAGCCAAAAGGGCAGGCAGAAUAGUUUUCUCAUGUGUUUGAUUCAUGGCAAGAGGGGACCAUCAAUAAAACAGCUCUACUCGGCCGCGGUGGAGACGACAACCUGCCGGUCGGGCAGCUGCAGCGUCCGUCCACCUGUCACGCCUGUGCUGAACAGCUUCCCGGAUCUCAGUCAUACUGCACUGUUGUGAAAUGUCGAUGUUGUUAAUGUUUUGCCAUAUAGCGCAUGCCAGCGACGACAAUAAACAAAAAAUGAACCCUAAA
Molecule: messenger RNA, 1793 nt
Organism: Cyclopterus lumpus (lumpfish)
Lineage: Eukaryota; Metazoa; Chordata; Actinopteri; Perciformes; Cyclopteridae
Gene: pdxp
Product: pyridoxal (pyridoxine, vitamin B6) phosphatase
Cellular component (GO): cytoplasm
Molecular function (GO): phosphatase activity
Source: RefSeq, a predicted model, not a curated record